CCUGGCCAUCGGGAGCAAUUCGGGGUUCCGUAUCUUGCCGAAGAACACUGGGACAUGUGGACUGGGAGGAACGGGAAUCAAACCGCCGGGCGUCUGGAUAGGGGACGACCGCUCUACCUCCGUAGCCACGCACACAAGAGAUAACGUCAAUUAGACAACAUCCAAAGACGACGGGUACCUCUGCAUACUCCUGGGUCUCGGGAUCUAAUGUUUACAGCUUCGGUUGUAGAGAGGUUCCAUCUGGGAGACAUAACUUAAAGCACGACUCUCUGCAGCCGGUCCCUGUCGCUCUCCGUGUAGACCGUCGCGCAAUGUUGACGUCACAGUCGGGGUCCUCCAGAAAGUCCUGUCUCCACAUUCACCUGGUUUGUCCCGGUAGCAGGAAGACGAUGGCAACAGUCCGCAAGAAGAUAGACAACCGGAUUCGGGUCCAGAUAGAGAAUGGAGUGGCUCUGCAGCAUCGCACCAUGUUUGUGGUGGUGGGAGAUCGUGGAAGGGAUCAGGUUGUCAUCCUGCAUCACAUGCUGUCUAAAGCUGCUGUCAGAGCACGACCCUCUGUACUCUGGUGCUACAAAAAAGACUUGGGAUUCAGCAGCAAUCGAAAGAAGCGCAUGAGACACCUACAGAAGAAGAUUAAAACAGGGACAUUGAAUCUGAACCAGGAUGACCCGUUUGAACUAUUCAUCGCUGCAACAAACAUCCGAUACUGUUACUACAAUGAGACCCACAAGAUCCUGGGAAAUACCUACGGCAUGUGCGUGUUACAGGAUUUUGAAGCUGUCACUCCCAACCUGUUGGCGAGAACUAUAGAAACUGUAGAAGGAGGUGGGAUAGUGGUCAUACUGCUGAGAACAAUGAACUCUCUCAAGCAGCUGUAUACAAUGACUAUGGAUGUACACGCUCGAUACAGAACUGAGGCCCAUCAGGAUGUGGUGGGACGGUUCAACGAGAGGUUCAUUCUGUCUCUUGCAUCCUGCAAAAACUGUGUUGUCAUUGAUGACCAGCUCAACAUUCUGCCAAUCUCCAGCCACAUGACAAACAUCAAGCCAGUUCCUCCAAAGACUCAGGAGGACAGUUUGUCUCCACGAGAACAGGAGCUGAAGGAUGUGAAGGAGUCCCUCCAGGACACUCAGCCUGUGGGUGUGUUGGUAGAUUGCUGCAGGACCAUGGACCAGGCUAAGGCAGUGCUGAAGUUCAUUGAAGCAAUCUCAGAGAAGACUCUGAGGAGCACCGUGGCUCUGACUGCUGCCCGUGGUCGAGGGAAGUCUGCAGCAAUGGGGCUGGCUGUGGCUGGAGCUGUGGCUUUUGGGUACAGAUUAGUUUUUGUAACGUCACCGAGCCCGGACAACCUCCACACCAUGUUUGAGUUCAUCUUCAAAGGGUUUGAUGCUCUGCAGUAUCAGGAGCAUCUGGACUAUGAAAUCAUCCAGUCUUUGAAUCCAGAGUUUAACAAAGCCGUGGUGCGGGUGAACAUCUUCAAAGAGCAUCGGCAGACGAUUCAGUACAUCCACCCAGGCGAUGCAGUGAAGCUGGGCCAGGCUGAACUGCUGGUCAUUGAUGAGGCUGCAGCCAUCCCUCUUCCUUUAGUGAAAGACUUGCUGGGGCCUUACCUGGUUUUCAUGGCCUCCACCAUCAAUGGUUAUGAAGGAACAGGGCGUUCCCUCUCCCUCAAACUGAUUCAGCAAUUAAGGCAGCAGAGUGCAGAGAGUCAGCAGAGCAUGUCGGCAGAGAACAGGAGCAGCACCACCGCGAGGCUGGCAGCAGCUCGCUCUCUCCAUGAGGUUUCUCUGCAAGAGUCCAUUCGGUAUGCUCCAGGAGACGCGGUGGAGAAGUGGCUGAAUGAGCUGCUCUGCCUGGACUGUCUCAGCAUUCCCCGGCUCAUUUCUGGAUGUCCACUUCCACAAACCUGUGACCUAUACUAUGUGAACAGAGACACACUGUUCUGUUACCACAAGGCAUCUGAGGCGUUUCUGCAGAGGUUGAUGGCUCUCUAUGUGGCAUCCCACUACAAGAAUUCGCCCAAUGACCUGCAGCUGUUGUCCGAUGCUCCAGCUCAUCACCUCUUCUGCCUGCUGCCACCUGUCCCUCCUACACAGAACUCUCUGCCCGAGGUCCUUGCUGUGGUGCAGGUGUGUCUGGAGGGAGAAAUAUCCCGGCAGUCCAUCCUAAACAGUCUGUCCAGAGGGAAGAAGGCUUCUGGGGAUCUCAUUCCCUGGACUGUCUCAGAACAGUUCCAAGACCCAGAGUUUGGCAGCCUCUCUGGAGGCAGAGUGGUGCGAAUAGCUGUCAAUCCAGAUUACCAAGGGAUGGGUUAUGGAUCCAGAACUCUCCAGCUGCUGCAGAUGUACUAUGAGGGCAAGUUUCCCACCAUGGAUGAGAACACACACUCACACCACAAUGAGAUCACUUCCGUCAGCAGUGAGGCUGUCAGUCUUCUGGAGGAGGUUAUCACGCCACGGAAGGAGCUCCCACCUUUACUACUGAAGCUGAGUGAAAGGAGAGCAGAGAGACUGGACUAUUUAGGAGUUUCCUAUGGCCUUACUGCACAGCUGCUCAAGUUCUGGAAGAAAGCAGGUUAUACUCCAGUCUACUUAAGACAAACCCCUAAUGACCUGACAGGAGAACACUCGUGUGUGAUGCUGAAGGAGCUGAAUACAGAUGAAACCCCAGAGCAGAGCCAGUGGCCGUCUGCCUUCUGGAAAGAUUUCCGCCGGCGCUUCCUGUCCCUCCUCUCCUACCAGUUCAGUGGCUUCCACCCGAGCCUGGCGCUCAGCAUCCUGCAGAAUAAAAAGUCCAAAGAGGAGACUAGCAUUCUCAGCAGCUCUGAGCUGGCAGUUCAUUUCAGCCCUUAUGACCUCAAACGUCUGGAGCUGUAUUCAAGAAGCAUGGUGGACUACCACCUAAUCAUGGACCUGAUCCCAGCUGUGGCACGCAUGUUCUUCCUCAGGCAGCUCGGUGACAUCUCUCUCUCAGCAGCACAGUGUGCGUUACUGUUGGGGAUAGGAAUGCAGCACAAGUCAGUGGAACAGCUGGAGAAGGAAAUUGAUCUCCCAAGUUCACAGCUCUUGGGCCUUUUCAACCGUCUCAUCCGUAAAUUUGUGCAAGUCUUUACCAGCAUCCAAGAAAAGGCAAUUGAGGCCCAGAUGGUAGCCAGUAAAGAUGUGACCAUGGAGCCAACUGUCAGGAGCCUUAGCGAUGACCUGACCGAAGCUGCCAAGGAGUUUGAGGAGAAACACAAGCAGGAUAUAGAGAAAGUGAAGGACAUGGACCUUGAAGAGUACAGGAUCCGAGGAGAUGAUGAGGAGUGGGACCAGGUGCUGAGGAAAGCAGGGACCACGGCCAUAGUCAGCAUAAAGAGUGACAAGAAGAGGAAGUUGGAUGGGGGAAACUUACUCGAAAGCACUGGGGGACCCCAGCAUGGGAAACUGAAAAAGAAGGACAUGCAACACAGCAAAUUCAAGAAGACCAAGGACAAGCAUGGCAAAUUUGGAAAGAAGGCGUGACAGUAAACAAAGCAACAUCACUCUGUUCUGUACUUUGGAGAAGUUUGGAUAUCUCAGAUGAACUGCAAAAAAACUAAAGAGCAUUCAACAAGACUGGAUAGCCAGUGAGGUGUUUUUUUUUUUUUAUUAGAAUUUGUUGCUUAGAUUUGUUCUGUGUGCAGCCCUGUACAGACACUGUAUAGCAGCAGAAAAUUAACACUUGUACUAAAUAAAUACAAUUUACUUUCACUUUUUAAAGGUUAUCUUUUUGUAAUGUGAUUUCUAUGGUUACUUGGAAAAAAAA
Monopterus albus (swamp eel) is the source of this 3786-nucleotide messenger RNA. It is a transcript of the gene nat10, whose product is annotated as N-acetyltransferase 10. Gene Ontology annotation, molecular function: 18S rRNA cytidine N-acetyltransferase activity; tRNA binding; ATP binding. Gene Ontology annotation, biological process: rRNA acetylation involved in maturation of SSU-rRNA. The transcript is spliced from 29 exons. The record is from RefSeq and is a predicted model, not a curated record. Lineage: Eukaryota; Metazoa; Chordata; Actinopteri; Synbranchiformes; Synbranchidae. Gene Ontology annotation, cellular component: 90S preribosome; nucleolus. The coding region runs from base 312 to 3503 and encodes 1063 amino acids.